Messenger RNA from Olea europaea var. sylvestris, 684 nucleotides. Its product is annotated as histone H3.2. The coding region runs from base 81 to 491 and encodes 136 amino acids. The transcript has a single exon. Gene Ontology annotation, molecular function: protein heterodimerization activity; structural constituent of chromatin; DNA binding. The record is from RefSeq and is a predicted model, not a curated record. Lineage: Eukaryota; Viridiplantae; Streptophyta; Magnoliopsida; Lamiales; Oleaceae. Gene Ontology annotation, cellular component: nucleosome.
CCCUUCUGCAGUGUUGCCACACAGUUUUCAUACCUCUAUUGCCUUGAAAGCAAAGUCCCAAUUUUCAUUCACAUCGUUUGAUGGCUCGUACUAAGCAGACUGCCCGCAAGUCCACCGGAGGCAAGGCGCCCCGGAAGCAGCUCGCUACCAAGGCUGCCAGGAAGUCUGCCCCGGCCACUGGCGGAGUCAAGAAGCCCCACCGCUUCCGUCCUGGCACAGUUGCAUUACGUGAGAUCCGGAAGUACCAGAAGUCCACUGAACUCUUGAUCCGUAAACUUCCAUUCCAGAGGUUGGUAAGGGAAAUUGCACAGGACUUUAAAACUGACCUCAGGUUCCAGAGCUCCGCCGUGGCGGCGCUCCAGGAGGCAGCAGAGGCGUACCUUGUUGGACUGUUUGAGGAUACUAAUCUCUGUGCCAUUCAUGCUAAGAGGGUAACAAUUAUGCCUAAGGAUAUCCAACUUGCCAGGAGGAUCAGGGGUGAGCGGGCCUAGAUCUACUGAUUCGCCGGCAUUGGUAUGGGAUUUUUUUAGGGAUUUCUCUUUGGUUGGGUUAUCUGUUCUUGUUGUUUUUGAGAGUUUUGGUGUACAUUUUGUUUCAGCUCAUGGCCAAUCAUUUUGUUAACCACUGGUUUAUUCACGAAUGUUGUUAAAUAUUUAUGGAAUCUUGAUUUCACAAUUUCAUUUC